Molecule: messenger RNA, 1128 nt
Organism: Rotaria sp. Silwood1
Lineage: Eukaryota; Metazoa; Rotifera; Eurotatoria; Philodinida; Philodinidae
Source: the annotation of a GenBank genome assembly
AUGAUCAAAGGUAUAACAUGUGUCUUUGUCGCAUUACUUUUAACCAUGCAUGCUACAAAUGGAGAUCCUCCAACUGGUUGUAUCUGUUAUGGUACUCCUGGUAAUGGACCUGGAGGUACUAGUUGUAAUAAUGCUGGUUGUAGUGCAGGUAAUGAUGAUGGAAAUUGUUACGGUGGUUAUGUGAUUAAUGGCAAUGGUAAUGGUUAUCGCGGGUGUGCUUGUCCUGGUUUCACUGUUCCUACUAUUCCUACUAUUUCUAUUUCUACUAUUACUAUUCCUACUAUUACUGUUCCUACAAUUACUAUUCCUACUAUUACUGUUCCUACUAUUACUAUUCCAACUAUUACUGUUCCUACCAUUACAAUACCUACUAUUACUACACCUACUAUUACGAUUCCCAAUAUUACUAUUCCUACUAUUACGGUUCCUACUAUUACUGUUCCUACUAUUACUAUGCCUACUAUUACUAUUCCUAAUAUUACUGUCCCUACUAUUACUGUUCCUACUAUUACUAUGCCCACUAUUACUAUUCCUACUAUUACUGUUCCUACUAUUACUAUUCCUACUAUUACUGUUCCUACUAUUACUGUUCCUACUAUUACUAUUCCUACUAUUACUAUUCCUACUAUUACUGUUCCUACUAUUACUAUGCCUAUUAUUCCUAUUGGCUAUUACCCUACUUGCGCUGACUUUGGCAGUUAUUUUGCUAGUAUUAUUUUUAAUAUUACUGCUGAUGCUGCUAUUGCUUGUUGUAAUUAUUGUUGCAAUAGUACUGGUACUCCUAUUACUGUUGCUCCUGGUGGUACUAGUCCAGUUGCUUCUAGUGAUACUAGUACAGUUGCUCCAGGUGUUGCUCCAGGUGGUACUAGUAUAGUUGCUUCUAGUAAUACUAGUACAGUUGUUCCUGGUGUUACUAGUACAGUUGCUUCUAGUGGUAUUACUACAGUUGCUUCUGGUGGUACUACUGCAGUUGCUUCUAGUGGUACUACAACAGCUGUUUCUGGCAGUAAUGCUACCAUUGUUACUUCCGGUCGUAAUACUACUACCGUUACUUAUCGUGGUGCUAGCAGUCAUAAUGGUGCUAGUGGCAUACUGCUGGUGUUACUACUGGUGUUCUCAAUCAAGUAA